AUGAAGGUCACCAUUGUAGAUAGGGCAAGACAAUUUCGCAUGGAAGUUGGUCCUCAAGAACCUGUUCUUGAAAUCAAAGCAAAGAUUGAGGACCUCCUAGGCGUUCCAGUGUCUGAACAAAUUCUCUCAGUCCUUGGCUGGGAAUUGGUCGAUGGACUAGACAUGGAAGAUUACCCCAUUGUCACUGAAGGCACAAAGAUUGAUCUCACAAUCAAGCCAGUGACUCCUCCAUCAUUCAACAACCUCAGUGGAAAGCUUCAAAUCACAGUAAAAUUUUUAGCUAAACAGAUUAACAUAGAGGUUGAUACAACAGACACUGUGAGUAGCUUGAAAGAAAAAAUCCACGCCGUUGAGAGCACACCAAUCGAAACAAUGUCUCUUUCCUUUUCUGGGGUAGAAUUAGAUGAAGAUUCUCGCAAUCUCAGCGAGUAUGGUAUUAGUGAAUUCUCUGAAAUCGUUAUGUUUCUUAAGACUGUGAAUCCUGUAAUGAGGGAUAAUCUUCCUAUGAAUCCUCCAACGGGAAAGCUGAACAUUGUGGUGAAAACUUGUUCUGCUUUUCUUACUGAAGCGAGCAUUCCUUUGGAGAUGAAGGAUUCUAACACUGUUAAUGACCUAAGGAGUCUUCUUUUGAGCAGAAAAAUUCUUCCAGAAGAUGACUAUUUUUUCAUUUACAAGCAGCAGGUCAUGGAAGAUAAUCGUAGCCUUCGGUGGCAUGGCGUGGAGAAUGGACACUCUCUUUAUGUGUUCAAGGGGACAGUAACGGAACCUUGA
Messenger RNA from Manihot esculenta (cassava), 771 nucleotides. Its product is annotated as polyubiquitin. Lineage: Eukaryota; Viridiplantae; Streptophyta; Magnoliopsida; Malpighiales; Euphorbiaceae. The transcript has a single exon. The record is from RefSeq and is a predicted model, not a curated record. Gene Ontology annotation, cellular component: nucleoplasm; cytosol. Bases 1 to 771 code for a protein of 256 amino acids. Gene Ontology annotation, biological process: proteasome-mediated ubiquitin-dependent protein catabolic process. Gene Ontology annotation, molecular function: proteasome binding; ubiquitin binding; polyubiquitin modification-dependent protein binding.